AUGAAGUCUUUGGUAGUUCUGGUUUGCCUGGUGGCGAUUGCUAGCAAUGUUUUCAAGCCACUGCAUGGAGCCUUUAACCCGGAAAUGGCUAGGUUAUUCCUCCAAAACAUGAAAGGUGACAAUAAGCAACUGCCGGGGCAAAUGAUACCAGGCAAAUUGCAUGGCCUGCGUAGUCAGUCCCAACAACAGAUGCAACAAGAAGAAGAACAAAUGAAACAAAUUGGAAGAAAAAUGCAACAGCAAAAGGAGGAGGAACAAGCCAAGCAUAUUGGAAAACAACUGCAGUUGGAAAAGGAGAUGAACAUAUUCAAACAGAUUGGAAGAAAACUUCAGCAACAAAAACAGCAACAGCAUCAGCACCAGGGACAACAGCAAUGGAAAGGUGACAUGAUUAAAUGUCCUCUCAGGCAACUAAAUGCACAAGACGACGAUGAAGAACAGCAGCAGCAGCAGCAGCAGCAACAACAAGGGCCACAACAAGGGCAUGAGCAACAGUAUGACUGGGAAGAUUACGAUAAUAAACUUCCACCAGACCAGAGCUUCCACCAGACCAGUGGCAAUGGCAGCAACAACAGGGGUCCGAAUCUCCAGGAGCUUCCACCAGACCAGUGGCAAUGGCAGCAACAACAGGGGCACCAGCAACAACAGGGGCACCAGCAACAGCACUGGCCGCAAGAACCGCAAUACCCGCAAUAUCCGCAACUUUCAGGUCCGAAUCUCCAGGAUCUUCCACCAGACCAGUGGCAAUGGCAGCAACAACAGGGGCAUCAGCAACAACAGUACUGGCCACAUCCACAACACCCGCAACAUCCGCAAUUUCCGCAAUUUCCGCAACUUCCACAAUUUCCGCAACUUCCGCAAUUUCCACAGCAACAACAGCAGAUGCCGAUUUUCCCGCAGCAAAAGUAUGGUUGGCAAGAUUACGAUAUUAAAGACAAAGAUUGCGAAGAUCAACAGCAGCAGAAGAAGCAUCUUAGGAGACGGGCAAUACAUUAG
Molecule: messenger RNA, 996 nt
Organism: Anopheles marshallii
Lineage: Eukaryota; Metazoa; Arthropoda; Insecta; Diptera; Culicidae
Product: probable basic-leucine zipper transcription factor Q
Exons: 4
Coding region: 1-996 (331 amino acids)
Source: RefSeq, a predicted model, not a curated record